Molecule: messenger RNA, 2578 nt
Organism: Dama dama (fallow deer)
Lineage: Eukaryota; Metazoa; Chordata; Mammalia; Artiodactyla; Cervidae
Gene: CREB3L3
Product: cAMP responsive element binding protein 3 like 3
Exons: 10
Coding region: 133-1503 (456 amino acids)
Biological process (GO): regulation of transcription by RNA polymerase II
Cellular component (GO): nucleus
Molecular function (GO): DNA-binding transcription factor activity, RNA polymerase II-specific; RNA polymerase II cis-regulatory region sequence-specific DNA binding
Source: RefSeq, a predicted model, not a curated record
CUAUUUCAGCAUCUUUUGGGGAGUGGUGACAACCACAGAGAAGACGCAGCUGAGCCCGGGAGACCUGAUGGCGGGCUGAGCCUCCGGCUCGAGGCGGACGCAGGAGGUCUGGAGAAGGAGCUAGCGGGGCUCAUGGAUGGGGAUUUAGCCAUCGGAAAGAUGGCUUCCUCCACCAGUCCCAUGGGCCCUAUCGACAGCCUGGAGCUCCUGGAUCUACUGUUUGACCGGCAGGAUGGCGUUCUGAGACACGUAGAGCUGGGAGAAGACUGGGGCCGUGGGGAGGACCAGGUCCUGCCAGGCACAGACUCUGAUGACUUCCUCAACUCCAUCCUGGGUUCUGGAGAUUCAGAUUCCCCAACCUGGUCCCCCGCGGCCAGUGACAGUGGCAUCUCAGAAGAUCUGCCCUCUGACCCCCAGGACACGCCUCCACGCGGUGAGGUGCCUGCCGCGCCUGCCGGCUGCCAUAGUGUGGAGUCUGGUGAGGGGCCCUGCCCCUCUUACCAUCCUGGCCCCACCUGCCCUGCGAGGCACCUCGGGCCAGCGGCCCAAAGGCUUGAGACUUCUGUCGCUAUAGACCUGGAAAUGUGGAGCCCAGGCGUCUAUGCCGAGGAGCAGACUGACCUGGCUGACUCACCCUCAUGCUACAACCUCACGGUCAAGGACCUCCUCCUCUCCAGCAGCAGCGGGGACCUGCAGCAACAUCAGCUGGCAGCCCCCCACCUGUUGCAACCUGGGACUGGGCACUGCCAGGAGCUGGUGCUGACGGAGGAUGAGAAGAAGCUACUGGCCAAAGAAGGCAUCACUCUGCCCACUCAGCUGCCCCUUACCAAGUACGAGGAGCGAGUGCUGAAAAAGAUCCGCCGGAAAAUCCGAAACAAACAGUCAGCUCAAGAAAGCCGGAAAAAGAAGAAGGAAUACAUUGAUGGCCUGGAGACUCGGAUGUCAGCCUGUACCGCCCAGAAUCAAGAGCUUCAGAGGAAGGUCUUGCAUCUCGAAAAGCAGAACCUGUCUCUCUUGGAACAGCUGAAGAAACUCCAGGCCAUUGUGGUCCAGUCCACCAGCAAAUCGGCACAGACGGGCACCUGCAUAGCAGUCCUGCUCUUCUCCUUCGCCCUCAUCGUCCUUCCCUCCAUCAGCCCUUUCGCCUCCAACCGAGCCGAGAGCCCCGGAGACUUCGCACCUGUGCGAGUUUUCUCCAGGACUCUACACAACGACGCAGCAUCCCGAGUGGCUCCCGACGCUGCACCAGGCUCCGAGGCCCCCGGACCCGGGCCCAGCACUGGCGCACUUCAGGAAAGGUCUCCAGGCAGCCCUCCUGGGGAAUGGGAAUCCCGGGACACACGUGCUCUGGACAACUCGACAGAGGAUCUGGACAACUCAACUCUGGUCCAGGGCAACUCCGUGAAGGAACUGGACCGGGCCACCCUGCUGGACUGUGCCCCGCCUGAGCCAGCAGUCAGCCCGGGCCGCGUGGGGCUGGAGGCAUCAGGGGGGGAGCUGUGAGCACCAUGGGUCCCUGCCCCCCUCUCCACCCCGGCCCCUCUACUCAGGGGUGCUUCAAUAGGUGCUGUAGUGGACAGGGACAGGCAUGGGGAUCCGAGGUGAGAGAGAGACCCUGGAGAAGGUAUCAGGAUGGAGAUGCACAGAUACACAGCUACAGACCCAGGGACCCAGGUACACACCGAAACUGAUUCUCAGGCACAGACCAUAAGGCCACAAAGCCUGAGAAAUCUAGAUGCAGACCCAGGUGCGGAAGGAAACAGGGACACCCACAGACUGACCCCUGACCUAGACAGAUCGAUAUACACCAGGCCUCAAUAACUACCCCCCUACCCCGACCCUGGGGACUCCUCCCUGCCCCCUCGCACACACGGAGGAGAAAGCAGCCAAGUCUGCAGGGACCCUGGCCCCAGAGCACGGGAUGAGCCCUAAACUUGGGCGCUGCCACGACCCUUUCCUUUUCCUUUUUUUAGACUGCCAUGAUCCUUAAUAAAGUAUCUUGGCAGAACACGGCUGGCGUGGAGGUGGAGUGGGAUGGCGGCUAUUUUGAGUCUGGGGCUCCCCAACCCACAGAAGGAAGGACUGGGCCAGCCAAAGAUAGAGGAGUGACGUGGAGGAGUCCCUGGACCCCAAGGCUGGAGCGGCGACGAGAGGCGCCAGGGUUGCCUUCAGGACCUUGGAGAGCGGCGGCUGGUGGAAGGCAGGGCGCGCCAGGAGCGCGAGGUUCUGACGACUCUGGCCCCUCCCCGCCCCGUCCCAGACCCUUCAAGGGAAGGCCUGGGGCAGCUGCUUUCCUAGGGGGCUAGGCUGCCCACCUGGCUCGUCUUAUGGAUGAGGAGACUGAAGCGUCGGGAAUGAAGGGACUCGCCCAAGGUCACAGCUGGGGAGCAGGGACCCCAGCUGCACCCACGUUCUUCCUUUAAAGAGUCACAACCGGAUCCCUGCCCGCUUUGCGCAGGUGCGGGGAUGUGGGGUCGGGUGGGGGUUUGCAAUCGUGAUUAGAAGAUGCGGCCUCUCUCCUCGAGGGGCUCACAGCCUAGUAGCAGAGGGCACGUAUUAAAGAAUCACAGAAAUAAUA